UUACUGAUGGAAGGAAAUCAUAGGGAACACACUGACAUACUUGAACAGUACCGGUCGAAAGCUGAACACUAUCUAUGUGGAUGCCUCAACAAAAACGACGACGACAAUGUCAAAUGCACGCCGGCCGGUCUCUUGUACGUCCGUCAAUGGAACAACAUGCAAUACGUAUCAACAGCAGCUUUCCUUCUCAACGUUUACUCAGAUUACUUACACAACUCAACUCAGAAACUACACUGCCAGAGAGGAGAGGUGAAGCCCCAAGAACUCAUGGGCUUGGCCAAAGCCCAGGAGAACUUUAUGGUGUCAGAAGUAUUGAGUCUUGAAUUAGAGUUUGCACGACUUAACAUAAACGGCGCCAUGGACGUGGAUAUCGUUCAAAGAUCAACUAGCAGCAGUUCAUUAUGUUCUGGAAGGACCGGAAUAUCUGUAGAUGGUCAAAUAGAAGUAGAAACUGCAAAAAUAUUUAUUAAAUUUCAG
This is a messenger RNA of Macadamia integrifolia, 477 nucleotides long. Its product is annotated as endoglucanase 11-like. The annotation marks the transcript as partial. Gene Ontology annotation, biological process: carbohydrate metabolic process. The record is from RefSeq and is a predicted model, not a curated record. Lineage: Eukaryota; Viridiplantae; Streptophyta; Magnoliopsida; Proteales; Proteaceae. Gene Ontology annotation, molecular function: hydrolase activity, hydrolyzing O-glycosyl compounds. The transcript is spliced from 2 exons.